AUGGGAUCAACAAAUGUGAUAUUUAGAACAGAUAUUCGCUUUGAUUCUAAUUAUAUUAAAACAAUACCGGGAAUGGUCAAAGCUGCUGUUAUUGUUCUUAACCUGCUUGGCUUCAUUUGCAUACAAUCCUCAGCUUUCUGGUCGAACGGGCGCGGCGUUUACUUCAACAUCGUCGCUCACUUAGGGCUAUGGUUCAGCUUCAUACUGCUGAUGAUGUACCUGUUCCACGUGGUGGAGAAGUACCAUAACUUCAUGUGGCUAAAAGUGGAAAUGAUUGCAUGUGGGGUCCUCGCUUUUUUGAACCUAAUAUCUUCAACCAUUGUUGUGGCAUUUGGUUCUGCUGGAUACUCUGCCGCAGGGUUUUUCGGCUAUCUAGCGAUGGUGCUAUACGGUUUCGAUGCUUUUCUAAAAGCCCGGGCGAUGCAAGCUGGCGAAUUAGCUCAAGGGUCGCGGGUUAUCAACAAACAGACGCACGUCACCACUCCACCCGCGCUCCCA
Messenger RNA from Brenthis ino (lesser marbled fritillary), 498 nucleotides. Lineage: Eukaryota; Metazoa; Arthropoda; Insecta; Lepidoptera; Nymphalidae. The record is from the annotation of a GenBank genome assembly.